This is a messenger RNA of Vigna angularis (adzuki bean), 444 nucleotides long. RefSeq lists its product as uncharacterized. The record is from RefSeq and is a predicted model, not a curated record. NCBI's taxonomy places the organism in Eukaryota, Viridiplantae, Streptophyta, Magnoliopsida, Fabales, Fabaceae. The transcript has a single exon. The coding region runs from base 13 to 345 and encodes 110 amino acids.
UCUACCUUCGGAAUGGAAGAUGGAGAAAGCAGGAGAAGGAGCAGACUUUCGUCUUAUGAGAGAGUGGCAGCCAUAAGCUUGGUGGUUCUAGCAGUGGCUUCUCCUCUCUAUAUAGACCACAGAGCAGAGAGUGAAUUAGAUGAUGAGCAAUCCAUAAACUUUGCGUUUUUGUUGCCCUUGCUGCUCUUUGUAUUGAUUUUAGCCACAGCUUUAUCGGCUUUUCUUGAUCGCAACUUCACCAGGUUUGAUCGCCACUGGAUUCAUAGAGUUGGUGGUUCUUCUGGAGGUAUUGUCUUAAUUCUUGUAGUCCUAUUUCUAGUGUUGAAGUGUAAAGCGUCUGUGUAACAAGAUACCAUGAACCAACUAUGUAGUUAGAUAUGCAGCAACGUCUUUGUGUCGUGUUUAUGAAAAAAUAUACGAAACCGCUUAAUAUUUGGCGAGUAA